Messenger RNA from Pelagomonas calceolata, 2476 nucleotides. Lineage: Eukaryota; Pelagophyceae; Pelagomonadales; Pelagomonadaceae. The record is from the annotation of a GenBank genome assembly.
GCCGCAUUUGCCCAUUGCUCUCGACGCGCGACCUUGACGAGCGUCUCGUUUCAGCUUCGUACACGCGCCAAAGCUUUGACACAGCACGGCUGCGAAGCCUGCUCGGUCGCAGCGUCAGCUUGCGUAUAGCUGGGCUCUUUGCCCUGUAGCACCUGCAGCAGCAAAACUCGGACGGACAGCGAGCGAGCGUAAACGCCGCAGCGCACGACAACACACAGCGUAAACGCCGCCGCCGCGCACCCACAUAAAAACCAUGGUCACCUACGACCUCAAGCGCUUAGCCGCCGUGCCCACGGCCGCCGAAUUAGUAGACAUUGUCUUGAUGCGCACGCAAAGGAAGACGCCGACCGUCGUGCACCCCGGGUACAAAAUCACGCGCAUCCGGAGUUUCUACAUGAGGAAGGUCAAGUUCACGCAACAAACGAUAAGCGAGAGACUAGGCGCCAUCGUGAGCGACUUCCCGCGCUUGGACGACGUCCACCCGUUCCACGGCGACCUCAUGGGCGUGUUGUAUGAUAGGGACCACUACAAGCUCGCGCUGGGCCAGUUGAACACCUGCAAGAAGCUCUGCGAGACGGUCUGUCGCGACUACGUGCGUCUGAUCAAGUACGCGGAUUCUUUGUACAGAUGUAAAGCUUUGAAGGUCGCGGCGUUGGGACGGAUGGCGACACUGAUCAAGAGGCAGCGGGCCGCCCUAGCUUACCUGGAGGAAGUGAGGAAACAUUUGGGACGCUUACCAGCAUUGGAUCCCACAGCUCGAACGCUAUUAGUAUGUGGCUUUCCCAACGUCGGUAAAAGCAGCUUCGUGAACAAGGUAACAAGAGCGGAUGUGGAAGUGCAGCCCUGGGCCUUCACGACCAAAGCGCUGUAUGUCGGCCACAUGGACCACCGCUACUUGCGGUGGCAGGUCAUCGACACCCCCGGGAUCUUGGAUCACGAGCUCGAGAAGCGCAACGUCAUCGAGAUGCAGGCCGUGACCGCUUUGGCGCAUUUGCCGUGCGCCGUGCUGUUUUUCGUCGACGUCUCGGAGCAGUGCGGCUACACCCUGGAACAACAAAAAUCAUUGUAUGAUAGUAUCCGACCGCUGUUCGCGGACAAGCAAUUGGUCAUCGUGGCGAACAAGGUCGACGCCAAGCCUCUUGAGGAUUUAUCGGCGGACCACCAGCAGAUGUUGAAGGACAUGUGUGCCGCGCACGACCCGGACGCGGUUUUAGUCCCGAUGUCGAACGUCACGGAAGCUGGCGUCCAGGCCGUGAAAGAUGCGGCCUGUGAUGUCCUGUUGCAGGCUAGGGUCGAUCGGCGCCGGGCGGCGGCCGGCGGGUCGCGGUUGCGAGACAAGUUGACGCGACUCGUGGCCACGCCCGCGGACGCGGCGCAACGGAGGCCCGCGUUAGCGACGGCGCUACCGAUGGGCGCCGACGAGGACCGCGGGCCGAGUAUCCCCGCGUCCGUCUUAGCGGCGCGAAAGGCGAAGAAAUUGGAGAAACGCGCGGCCCGCGCCGCGCAAGACGCGGAUCGGUUAGAAUUAGCGGCUCUGGAAGCGAGAGACGGCGGCCACGGCUCUACUACAGAUGCGGCUCAACAAGCCGAACACGCGGCCCAGCAAGCUCGAGCCAUAGCGCGCGACGCGGAGGCGGCGCGAGCCGCGAGCGCGAGGCCGCCUCGAACGACGGAACGGGAACGCAUGUGGGCGGGAGGAGGCCCCGGCGUCUACUCGGGCGAAACGUCGCGGGAGUACAUCGGCCAGCUGCGCUGCGACGAGUUCGCCACGGACAUCCAGCCCGAAAUCAUGGACGGGAAAAACGUCCUCGAUUUUGUGGAUGAGGACGUCCUCGAGAAGCUCGCGGCUUUGGAUGAUUUAGAAGUGGAGACGGACCAGACGCUGGACCAGUUGGAUGCGCAGUUGGAGGCGGCUCGACUCACCCCGCAAGAGGCUGCUAUUAUCAAGGCGAUGAGAGAUCGCCAGUUACUUGCUAGGAAUCGAGCGCAAGCGUCGACGAAUCGGCGGAACGCGCCCUUGCCUCGCGCUGCUAGAUUACGGACGGAGGAGGCGCCGCCCGCCGAUACGUUGCGGGGCCGAGCUCGAGCGGCCGCCGAGAAGCGCGGGCGGAGCUUGUCUCGUAGACCUGAUGACGCCAUGGACACGUCCGUUGAAAGAUCGAAGAGUGUCGCUCGAGAGCCGGCGGCGAAGAAACGAAGGCGGGACGCCUCGAGAGCCGCGUCGGCGCACCGGUCGUCGUCGCGGCCGCCGCCGCGCAACGAGCAGGGCCUCGAUGGCCAGGCGGCCCAGGACCGCGCGCGCCUGCUGCAGAAGAAGGCCCAGAAGAAGAUGAACCGCAUGGCGCGCGGCGGCGAGGCCGACCGCAAGACGGGGCCGAAGCUGAUCCGCUGGAUGAACGAGGGCAAGCGGCGCAGCGGCACGUCGCACCACCGCUAGGUCCUCUCUCAUCCGUGUGUAACUCCCCUUCUCCUCCUA